Molecule: messenger RNA, 11900 nt
Organism: Diorhabda sublineata
Lineage: Eukaryota; Metazoa; Arthropoda; Insecta; Coleoptera; Chrysomelidae
Gene: twin
Product: CCR4-NOT transcription complex subunit 6
Exons: 11
Coding region: 277-1926 (549 amino acids)
Biological process (GO): nuclear-transcribed mRNA poly(A) tail shortening
Cellular component (GO): cytoplasm; CCR4-NOT complex; nucleus
Molecular function (GO): poly(A)-specific ribonuclease activity; protein binding
Source: RefSeq, a predicted model, not a curated record
GGAAUUGGAGGAGUUAUUAAAAAUAAAAGUUACUAAUGACAAAUUUUGUUUUAUAUUGAAAUAUAUAUUUGAAUUUAAGCAUUUUCAUUGUAACACCUAGGAAUAUUCUUUUGAACUACAGCAUGUCAAAAUAGAAAAUAUAACAGUUGGUAAGAUUGCUUAUGCUUUUCGCGAUUACGGUGUUGUGUGUAUAAAGUGUAAAAAUUUGGAGAAAAAUAGUUAACUGAACAUAUCUCUAUUAUAUUUAUUAAUUUAGAUUUAGAUGAAGGUUAAAUUAUGCCAAGAAAAGACAAAUACGAAAACAACGGGGGUCCUUCAAAUCGUCGGACACAUACUUACAUGUCCCCAGAGGACCAAGCGAGCGGCAAAAAGUCCUAUUGGACCGAGCUGGAGAUAACGGGGACUAUCCGCAAUUUGAGUCCCAAUCUCUUCCAGUUAACGCACCUAACGGCUUUGUACCUAAAGAACAAUCAGUUAAUGAGACUGCCACCGGACAUUUGUAAUUUAGUGAAUUUAAGGCAUCUCGAUGUGAGUAAUAAUAAAUUAAGAUCAUUACCCGCGGAAUUAGGUGAACUUAUCCAUCUCAGAGAAUUAAAUUUAGCAAACAACUGUUUGAGAAUUUUGCCGUAUGAACUCGGUAAACUUUUCAAUCUCCUCAGUCUGAAUUUAACAGGGAAUCCUUUAAACAAGGAUAUACUCACAAUAUAUUCUGAACCUAAUGGUACCGUUAAGCUGUUAACUUUUAUGCUGGAUAAUUUACAAGUUACGACACCUUCUCCUCCGCCACGGCCGUGGAUUCCUUUGGCGAGGCCCACUACAAACAGACCAACAUGUAUAUUCACUGUGAUGUGUUACAAUGUUCUAUGUGAUAAAUACGCCACCAGGCAAAUGUACAGUUACUGCCCUAGUUGGGCCCUCAAUUGGGAUUAUAGGAAAAAGGGCAUCCUAGAAGAAAUCAAACAUUAUGGUGCUGAUAUCAUCAACCUACAGGAAGUCGAGAUGGAGCAGUUCUACAAUUAUUUUCUACCAGAACUUAAAAUGGACGGGUACAACGGUAUUUAUUCCCCAAAAUCUAGAGCUAAACAUAUGGCGGAAAGCGAAAGAAAAUACGUCGAUGGAUGCGCCAUUUUUUAUAGGGUAUCCAAAUUCACUUUGGUGAAAGAGCAUUUAGUUGAAUUCAAUCAAUUGGCGAUGGCCAGCGCGGACGGUAUGGAACACAUGUUGAAUAGAGUUAUGCCGAAGGAUAACAUCGGAUUAGCGGCGUUACUGCAAACAACGGAAGCGGCUUGGGACAACACUCCGUCCGACGCGCCUUUCCUCCAACAACCGAUUCUAGUUUGUACAGCCCACAUACAUUGGGAUCCGGAAUUUUGCGACGUAAAACUUAUCCAGACGAUGAUGCUUUCCAACGAGCUCAAAGCCAUCUUGGAGGAAUCUGCUCAAACUCUAAAAGCGCACGAUAUAAACACCGAUUCGAGUAACAUCCAACUCGUAUUGUGCGGGGAUUUCAAUUCGUUACCGGAUUCCGGCGUCACCGAAUUUUUAGGUACCGGUAGAGUGUCUAUGGAACACAAAGACUUCAAGACCUUCAGUUAUAAGGCGUGUUUGGAGAAAGUGCUCAGCUGUGAUAAACCGAACGAGUUUACGCAUUCCUUCAAAUUGGCAUCGGCAUAUAACGACGAAAUAAUGCCUUUCACUAAUUACACGUUCGAUUUUAAGGGUAUUAUCGAUUAUAUAUUCUAUUCGAAACAAACCAUGACGCCUCUAGGUUUGCUGGGUCCACUUUCUCAGGAAUGGUUGCAACAAAACAAAGUCAUAGGCUGUCCUCAUCCUCACAUCUACUCCGAUCAUUUUCCAUUGUUGGUCGAAUUGGAAAUGAUGCCGACCAUCACAACAGCAAUGAAUGGACUAAUCGGUCAUAGGUAGCAGCCAACGGUAACUAGAUCUUAGCCAUUGUCGCCUUCGCAUUUGCUGUGUACCUGUUGAUAAAAAAAAAACAAACGUAAUAAAAAAGACAAAAAUUCACUACAUGCCCACAACAGGCUCCACACUUCAACCACAUUCUUUUUCAUUUUUGGAAAAAAGUACCUGACGGCUUCGGCUUCGUCCUUUCUGAUAAAAAAAAAAAACAAAAACUAAAAAAAAAUUGCUACACACUUCAUAACUAAAGAUAUUACUAUUAGGUCCUCACUAUCUAUCCAUAAAUAAAAAGGAAAAUGUUUUGUUUUUUAAAGUCUUGAAAUAUAUGUCAAACACAGAAUGUCUCUUUUAUGCAAUUCUUCAAAACUGGUUGCUUCGGUUCAUUUUGAGGUAGUCUGAUAGUUAUUUGGAACCCUCUGGUACUUUUAGAGGCAUCAUAAGAAGAUUUUAAAUACUCUACAAUGGUUUCAAAGUACUUUCAAAUCUAUCAACUCAUUCUAAAGCUCCGUAAGACAAUUGAAACAUCUAUAUUACAUGUUGAGGUACUCUGAUAGUUACUUCAGUGAUUUUGGUUCAAUUUGAGGUACUCUGAUAGUUAUUUGUGUCCUUUUGGUACUUUUAGAGAUACCAUAAGAACUCUACAAUGGUUUCAAAAUAUUUUCAAACCUGUCAACUCAUUCUGAAGUACCGUAAGACAAUUGAAAUAUCUGUAUUACAUUUUUCCAGUGACUUUGGUCCAUUUUGAGAUACUCUCAUAGUUUUUUUGAACCUAUGGUACGUUUACAGAUACCAUAAGUACUCUACAAUGGUUUCUAAGUAUUUUAAAAUUUAUUAAUCCAUUCUACAGCACUGUAAAACCAUUGAAAUUACUAUAUUACAUUCUAAGAUACUCUAACAGUUAUUUGUGACCCUCUGGUACUUUUAGAGGCAUCAUAAGAAGAUUUUAAAUACUCUACAAUGGGAUUUCAAAAUAUUUUCAAACCUAUCAACUCAUUCUGUAGUACCGUAAGACAAUUGAAAUGUCUAUAUUACAUUUUGAGGUAUUCUAAUAGUUAUUCCAGUCACUUUGGUCCAUUUUGAGGUACUCUGAUAGUUAUUUGUGUCCUUUUGGUACUUUUAGAGAUACCAUAAGUACUCUACCAUGGUUUCAAAGUAUUUUCAAACCUAUCAACUCGUUAUGAAGUACCGUAAGACAAUUGAAAUGUCUAUAUAACAUUUUAAGGACUCUGAUAGUUAUUCCAGUGACUUUGGUCCAUUUUGAGGUACUCUGAUAGUUAUUUGUGUCCUUUUGGUACUUUUAGAGAUACCAUAAGUACUCUACCAUUGUUUCAAAGUAUUUUCAAACCUAUCAACUCGUUAUGAAGUACCGUAAGACAAUUGAAAUGUCUAUAUAACAUUUUAAGGACUCUGAUAGUUAUUCCAGUGACUUUGGUCCAUUUUGAGGUACUCUGAUAGUUAUUUGUGUCCUUUUGGUACUUUUAGAGAUACCAUAAGUACUCUACCAUUGUUUCAAAGUAUUUUCAAACCUAUCAACUCGUUAUGAAGUACCGUAAGACAAUUGAAAUGUCUAUAUAAACAUUUUAAGGACUCUGAUAGUUAUUCCAGUGACUUUGGUCCAUUUUGAGGUACUCUGAUAGUUAUUUGUGUCCUUUUGGUACUUUUAGAGAUACCAUAAGUACUCUACAAUGGUUUCCAAAUAUUUUCAAACCUAUCAACUCGUUAUGAAGUACCGUAAGACAAUUGAAAUGUCUAUAUAACAUUUUAAGGACUCUGAUAGUUAUUCCAGUGACUUUGGUCCAUUUUGAGGUACUCUGAUAGUUAUUUGUGUCCUUUUGGUACUUUUAGAGAUACUAUAAGAACUCUACCAUGGUUUCAAAGUACUUUCAAAUCUAUCAACUCAUUCUGAAGUACCGUAAGACAAUUGAAAUGUCUAUAUUACAUUUUAAGGUACUCUAAUAGUUAUUCCAGUGACUUUGGUCCAUUUUGAGGUACUCUCAUAGUUUUUUUGAACCUAUGGUACGUUUACAGAUACCAUAAGUACUCUACAAUGGUUUCUAAGUAUUUUAAAAUUUAUUAAUCCAUUCUACAGCACUGUAAAACCAUUGAAAUUACUAUAUUACAUUCUAAGGUACUCUAACAGUUAUUUGUGACCCUCUGGUACUUUUAGAGGCAUCAUAAGAAGAUUUUAAAUAUUCUACAAUGGGAUUUCAAAAUAUUUUCAAACCUAUCAACUCAUUCUGUAGUACCGUAAGACAAUUGAAAUGUCUAUAUUACAUUUUGAGGUAUUCUAAUAGUUAUUCCAGUCACUUUGGUCCAUUUUGAGGUACUCUGAUAGUUAUUUGUGUCCUUUUGGUACUUUUAGAGAUACCAUAAGUACUCUACCAUGGUUUCAAAGUAUUUUCAAACCUAUCAACUCGUUAUGAAGUACCGUAAGACAAUUGAAAUGUCUAUAUAACAUUUUAAGGACUCUGAUAGUUAUUCCAGUGACUUUGGUCCAUUUUGAGGUACUCUGAUAGUUAUUUGUGUCCUUUUGGUACUUUUAGAGAUACCAUAAGUACUCUACCAUUGUUUCAAAGUAUUUUCAAACCUAUCAACUCGUUAUGAAGUACCGUAAGACAAUUGAAAUGUCUAUAUAACAUUUUAAGGACUCUGAUAGUUAUUCCAGUGACUUUGGUCCAUUUUGAGGUACUCUGAUAGUUAUUUGUGUCCUUUUGGUACUUUUAGAGAUACCAUAAGUACUCUACCAUUGUUUCAAAGUAUUUUCAAACCUAUCAACUCGUUAUGAAGUACCGUAAGACAAUUGAAAUGUCUAUAUAAACAUUUUAAGGACUCUGAUAGUUAUUCCAGUGACUUUGGUCCAUUUUGAGGUACUCUGAUAGUUAUUUGUGUCCUUUUGGUACUUUUAGAGAUACCAUAAGUACUCUACAAUGGUUUCCAAAUAUUUUCAAACCUAUCAACUCGUUAUGAAGUACCGUAAGACAAUUGAAAUGUCUAUAUAACAUUUUAAGGACUCUGAUAGUUAUUCCAGUGACUUUGGUCCAUUUUGAGGUACUCUGAUAGUUAUUUGUGUCCUUUUGGUACUUUUAGAGAUACUAUAAGAACUCUACCAUGGUUUCAAAGUACUUUCAAAUCUAUCAACUCAUUCUGAAGUACCGUAAGACAAUUGAAAUGUCUAUAUUACAUUUUAAGGUACUCUAAUAGUUAUUCCAGUGACUUUGGUCCAUUUUGAGGUACUCUCAUAGUUUUUUUGAACCUAUGGUACGUUUACAGAUACCAUAAGUACUCUACAAUGGUUUCUAAGUAUUUUAAAAUUUAUUAAUCCAUUCUACAGCACUGUAAAACCAUUGAAAUUACUAUAUUACAUUCUAAGGUACUCUAACAGUUAUUUGUGACCCUCUGGUACUUUUAGAGGCAUCAUAAGAAGAUUUUAAAUACUCUACAAUGGGAUUUCAAAAUAUUUUCAAACCUAUCAACUCAUUCUGUAGUACCGUAAGACAAUUGAAAUGUCUAUAUUACAUUUUGAGGUAUUCUAAUAGUUAUUCCAGUCACUUUGGUCCAUUUUGAGGUACUCUGAUAGUUAUUUGUGUCCUUUUGGUACUUUUAGAGAUACCAUAAGUACUCUACCAUGGUUUCAAAGUAUUUUCAAACCUAUCAACUCGUUAUGAAGUACCGUAAGACAAUUGAAAUGUCUAUAUAACAUUUUAAGGACUCUGAUAGUUAUUCCAGUGACUUUGGUCCAUUUUGAGGUACUCUGAUAGUUAUUUGUGUCCUUUUGGUACUUUUAGAGAUACCAUAAGUACUCUACCAUUGUUUCAAACUAUUUUGAAACCUAUUAACUCAUUCUGAAGUACCGUAAGACAAUUGAAAUAUCUAUAUUACAUGUUGAGGUACUCCAAUAGUUAAUCGUGACCUUUUGGUACGUUUAGAGUACUCCACAAUGAUUUCAAAGUAUUUCAGGUCAUUUUGAAGUACCAUAAGUUUCCCCAGGACUAGUUUUUAUAUAUAUAUAUAUUUAUUUUUUUCUGACUUUAUACCAUAUUUUGAUGAAAUUUUUAUACCAAAUUCUCAUUUUUAACUUAAUAUGUAGAUACAAACGUUUUUCCUUUAUAUUUAUGGCUGUUGUGAGAUAUUUUUUCAAUUUUAUAUAUUUGUGUUGAUGAAAGGCCCGUUUUAUGUUAACUCGAAAUAAAGAGAAAAGCGCACAUUAAAUCGGCGCAGUCCCAGAAACGUGAUUUUUAUAUCUACAAGUAGAUUUCUGUGAUUUAUUUUACAUUUUAUUUUAAUUUCCUUUUUAUGUCACGUUUCUGUUAUCUCGAGUGGUUAGUGAUUUUAUUUGCCGUUAGCUUUUGCGAUGUAAAAACUAUUUGGGGACAUUUGAGAAAAUUUUAUUUUUUCUGUAUAUAGUCAUUUUUUCAUUUUUUAACCAAAAAAAUCCGAAAAAGUUCGAUCGACAAUACCAAACAAUCUAUUUUAACACUUUUUUUUAUCAUUAUUUUUUUUUUAACUAUUUCUAAAAGAUCCCUUGAUAUUUUUUUAGCAUAUUUCUUUUAUUUUUUAAGGCGCCACUACAGGGUGGCUUCGUUCAAUAUAAAUAUAUACUUAUUUACGAGGUGUGGCCGUUAAAUAAUGAGAUCAGUUGCAUUUUAUUUCGAUAUUUUGUAUAUUUAUUUGUUAUCACCUUCCAUUUAUCCACCUCCAUGUGUAUCUUCCAUUGUUCCAAACAGUUUCUUUCCAUCAGGACGCGUUCCGCUUCAAAUUUAGAUUCAGAAAUCGCUCUGAUUCUCAGUUCAAGGUCAGAUCCAACUGGAUUACCGACUUUUUCGAUAUUUUCAUCGUUUUUUGACGUGGAACAGCCACCCCGUCUUCUCGGCCAUCUUACAAACGCUUAAAUCGCUGAAAAACACAUCGACGCAACAAAAAUUCAUUGUUUUUUUGUAAAUUUAUCACAAAAAACAGCUCCAAUACGAACGAAGGUAACGGCUACACUGGUUUGUCUACAGUUACGUUAGCUGACAAUUGUUAAUCUUUGGCGCAUGCGUAGCCACACCUCGUAUAAAUAUUUCACUUUUUAGGUACAUUAAAAGUACAAUUAUAAAUUAUAAAUGAGGCUCAAACUUGAUUAAUUAAGAAAAUUAUUAACAAUUUAAUAUAAAUAAAUAAAAAUUGGAUAUAUAGUAAAGUCAAAAAAAAAUUAAUCGAAUAAUUGUUUAGUCUUUACUUGAUUCACCCCCCAUUUUUAAAAGAAUUAGUUCUCCACUUUCCACUCUUAUCUUUUAUAGUUUUUUGCUUAAUUUCUUUCGAAAUUUUUGAUUGAAUGGCAUCAAUUUUCAAUGAAAAACAAUACAAGAAGAAGAAUUUCACAUUCGGUCGCCAUUUUAACCUCGCCUUCAUGUUUUUUACCAUCUACCAUAUACACCACGAUCCAAAGGACCCUUUUUCCUCCUCCUCUAGACAAAUUUAGAAUGCGGUUGAUACCAGCUGCCAAAGAUCUUCGUCUUCUAUUCCCCAUACGCUCCCAGGUGUAGUGCUCCGGGGUUCCAUUCGAAAGAAUUCGGAUAAAAGUUUCACCUGUCAGCUAUUUGGUUCCCUGUUUGUUGGCUGAUGAUCUCCUGUUUGCCAUAAUUUCUUUUUAAAUUGAACUAAACACAUUUUUGAUAUAUUUCUACUUGAAAAAUUAUUGUUUUGUCGCCCAGGCUUCCAGAAGCGUUUAUUCUGGGCGCGCACGCGUCUGUUUCAUUCCAACCUUAUUUUUAUUGCUUCAAUUAAGUAAAAUUACUUCACACUGUAAACGAAUGGACUAUAAUGAGUUGUUUUUUUAAUCACCGCGUAUUUAUAUCAGUUGUUUUAUCGUGAAAAUAUGAUUUAACCUCACUUUAUUCGGAAUACUAACCUCACUUUUGAUAUUAAAUUCAAUAUUUAGUAGAAAAAUUUGAAUGUAUAGAACUUUUUGGUUGAAAAAUAGAAAUAUGAAGGGAUACUGGACUUUUUUGGGUGGUGCAGGUGUUGUGAUGUGUUUAUAAUUUUUUUUAACACAACGCGGUAAAAUAUUUUCUAACAUUCAAGAGUCACCCGCGUUUAUUUACCGGUUUUUUUUCAAAAUUUAAUCACGUAAGGUACACGGUAAAAAUUAAUCAACAUAUUCCGAUACACUCUUGAUUGUUAGAUGGGCUUUUUGGAAUUCGGUGAAAGUUUUCGAACGAAAUAAUGAUACGUUACAAAUUGUAUAAUAAUUUUUAUUUGGGUAGUCGAAAUAAACCAAAAAAAAAACAAUUUAAUUUGUUGUAUUUAAAACGUUAAAUUUCAACAAUCUCUUUUUCAAAAAUCUAUUUUCCAGAUAUCUGCCCAAAGAUGUGCGAGUACCGCCUAACAAAUUUUUAAUCAAACAAAAAUAUAAGACAGAAACCUUAAAAUCAUCUCAACCGUCCCAAAAAAUACCAAAUCCCAUUGUCGAUUUGGACAAUAGAUUAAAGAGAUUUACAAACAGUUCAAAAACUUUUUCAUGAGAGUCGUCGCUGUGAGAUUUGUUGUGUUUUUUUUUUAGGUCAUAAGUCUGAGGAUUUUUUUUUCAAACGCAAUGGUUGUUCUAUUUGAAAUUCCAAAAAUUUAUUUUUAAAAUGCGACAAAGUCCUUCAACGAUGGCUGAAUCGGUUCAAUUGGAACGCCAAUGAUUUUAAUUAUUAUUUAAAAAUAGAUUUUUUUGGAAUCUCGAGUAACUCUUCAUUGUUCAACUGAAUAAAUAACUGUGUUAAGUGUAAUAAUAGUUUUAAGGUAGUGAAUAUCAGUACAACGACCGUACAUUUAACACAUUCUCCACCAAUAUACCAUCCCAUCGUUGACCUAACCGAACCCCAGACAUUCCUUGUCAAAUAUUUCAUUUCUUUUAAUGCAUUAACCGCCGUUUUGUUUCAUAAACUUUAGUUUAAAGAUAACCCUAUAAAAAAAUCCAUAUAACUCAGAUCCUGACUUCGUGGCGACCAGGGAAAAUAGCGUUGAAGUAUGAUCGAUUGACGCCUCUUCUGGGUAUCGAAAACUGCAAAAUUCUGUUACUCUGAUGUAAAAAAGUCGCCAUAGGGCUUUUGGUAUUCGCGUUUGAGGUUUCCCCUACUCUCUUAGCCUGUUGAUGUACAAGUGAGCCUCAUCAGAGAAUAACAUGUUGAACGUUAAUGCUCUGCAACGCUUAGGAAUGUAUUUAGUAAGAUUUUCCCUUUCCCUACGUGGAUGUUUCCGUUUGUGAAGUUGUGAACUAAAUUCUUAAUCGUUCGAAUGGUGUAAUGGUGUGGAUUUUAUUCAAAAUUAAAAUUUUUAAGGAUUUAUGGCACAAUCUGUACUUACCUCUCUCUAACCAUAUUUCCAGGUUGCUAUUCUCUGUAUGCCGUUUCUCAUAUUUAUUCCAUCUUAUUUCAUUUUCACUUAACUAUUCUUAGAUUUUUUUUGCACUUCACUCACUACAUUUAAUUCUUGUUAAAUUGUCCCUUUACAUCCUCUAUUUUUCUCAUUUCACGCUUUAAUAUUUUUUGCCUCAAUCCGUUAGCACAAACAUCAAUGUAAACUAUUGAUAAAGUUCAAAUUUUACCAAAGCUUGCACUUGAUUAGAGUAGAUGGGCCAUAAAAGGAUUUUUGGUGGUGAAAUGGGGCUUAUAAUUAGCUCUAAAAAUAGGUUAUGUACAUUUCUUUUGUUUAUUAUGAACCAAAAUAUCUUAGCAGGAAUCAAAUUUAUUAAUCUUCUUCUUCUUCUUCUUUCCAACAUGGAUGAACAUAUUAGUAGACUAGUCCAGCAUUCUCGACAUCGUUUAGGUUAGGUUAGGUCUUCUUUCUUUUGGGUUGUUCAUUUUUGCAUUUUUAACAAGUUUACUGUCUUUAUUCCACUUUGCUGUUCGAUAUCCUCAUUUCGUUAUAACUUCCAAGUAUCCCAAAAGUCAAUUUGAGUCCUGGCGCGAAAUUUUGGGUCAUACCAAACAAAACGAUAGGUUAAGUUUUUGUUAAAAAGUUUCUCCUCUAAUUAAGGACAAGCUUAGAUUAUUUUUGGAACCACCUCUUAACUGUUUUAUUUUAAAUAGAUUCUUCGAAUAUACAAAACUGUGAUACAUUGAAAUUUCAUCUAACAUUUUCAAUCAAUUAAUGUGUGUGUUAUUUAACCGGUAGUUGUGCUAUUAGUCACUUGCAGUUUUUUUUUAAUUAAUUUUUUUGUGACAUUUCUUAGUAGAUAAUUUUGUAUUAGUAAAUAUAGUGCACAGAAGUUACUGAGCAACAUUUAGAAACGGUUUUCGUGUAAUAGUCCGAGAGCUUGCAAUGAAAUUGUAUGUUUUAUUUUGAUUCUCCUAUUGUGUACUUUUUGAUUAUGUAAUUUUUACAAUACUCUCAUUUUCUUUUUCGAAAGUUGAUUAUUGUGUAAAAAAAUGAAUCGUUUUUAAUCUAUUUAAUCAUUAGAGAUAGUUUUGUAAUUUUGAAAAAAAAUCUACAUCCUACUAUAUAAUAUCAUGUAGUUUUGUUGCCAGCUUAAAGUCUAUAAUUAUAUUUUUCUUCUAUAUUUGUAGAAAAGCUAUUUUAAAAUAUUUUUAUUAGAAAGUGAUAUAUACUUGUGAUUUUUGAAAACCAUUUCUAAUUGUACGGUUCUUUUAUUAUUUUAGAAAAAAAAAUAUACAGGAUAUUCUGUAUUUUUAAUUAAGGAACAAAAUAUCUUCUACAAAUUUAGGACAUCCUGUGUGUUACUUUAUAGUAAGUUUUACUUUUUUCAAUACUGCUCAUAAUAACACUAUAAUCAAACUAAUAUAAUUAUUUUUAUACCAGCGAUAGCACCUUUCGAUUAAUGUGUAAUGUAGCAGAUUAUCUUCGUCUACCUCCAAUACAGACUUUUCAUCAUCCCUUCUAACAUUAAAAAACAAAAAUUAUUUAUAUGAUAAAUUAGCUGUGUUAUAGGAAGCUCUUUUAAAGAACACUUUGUAUAAAAAAUCGUUUAAAUAGACAAUAAUAACGAAUUUCUAUUUAUUUCUCAUUAUGUGCCAAUCGGAAAACCUUUUCGUACUAUCCUAUUUAGAUGGAGCCUUUAAAAUGUGAAGGGCUUCAAGUGAAUAUCAAUUUUAAUCACAAAGGGAGUCAAUUUAAAUAUUUUGAAAAGGAACAUUAUUUCAAAACAAAAAUAAAUUAAUAGAAAGUUUACUAUAACUUAUAACACCCGUUCCACUGUUUUUCUAUUUUAUGUUGUAGAAGGAAGAAAAACACGAAUUUUCUAUAGGAAAACCGAAAAUAUAUACAGCAAUUUAACACCGAUUACUUUUGUUUUCUACGGAAUUUUACAACGUGGUUAGUCGUCUGGACCAAGUGCCAGAGCAAAAAAAGUGUCUUCGGGGGUGUCCCCCGAAUAUAAAUCCACGUUUCAUCGAAUAUCUCGCUAACCCCGCAUCGUACGACAAAAAUAGUGGAAAUCAUUUUUAUAGAUAAUAAUUUUUUCCAUAUUUUUCAUUUGAAACUUUUUUUUGUGUAUAACGUAGGUUUUUAAUGAUAGCGCUCCAAACUUUUUACAAUAUGAUUUUUACUGAACUCUUUUAUUUUGAGUCUUUGAACCACAACAUCAUUUAAAAGUUGCCAGAGACGUUUUUAUAAAUGGAAGUUCAAAAGUUGCUUUUCUUGACACGUUGGCAUCAAAAAAAACCCUUAGGCUGUUUUAUUUUGAGUCCACUCUUCAAUAUCCAUAGAAACAAGCAAGCAGCACUUUCACUAAACACAAUUGAAAUGACGGCGUCUUUUUUAUUUGUAAACAAGUUUAUAUUAGUAAUCAUAGCGUUGGCAACAAUGCCAUUCACAACAACCUUGUAAUUAUUUGAAUAUUAAUAUGUUUAUUGUCAUUCAAAAUAAGGUAGUUAUACAAAAAAUAUUGUAUGACAUUCGUGUUAAAAGUGACUUUAUUUUGUGAAAUUGUUGCCACCAACAAAAUAAAAUCACUUUCAACACUGAGUAUAAUUAUUUUCCUAUAAAUAUAUAAU